AAAUUGAUCAUAAUAUAAUAAAUAUGAAAGCUAUUUAUAUUCUAGCUUUGUGUGUUACACUUGUGAUGGCAAAGCCAGCUGAUGAGAUUGUUAAAGAGUUACCUGAUAUGGGAAAAUUCGAUAGGUUUGAUAUGUACUCUGGAUAUCUUGAAAUUCCAAACAAGCAACGCAAACUCCACUAUGUCUUUGCUGAAUCCCAAAAUGAUCCAGCUACAGAUCCUCUUGUCAUCUGGUUCAACGGUGGACCUGGCUGCUCCAGCAUGCUUGGGUUCAUUCAAGAACAUGGCCCAUACUCAAUGCCAGAUGGUGAUCCAAACUUCUACGAAAACCCCAACUCCUGGAACAAAGAAGCCAACAUGUUGUACAUUGAGUCACCAGCCGGAGUCGGAUACUCAUACUUCUGGGACAGAGAGACCGACUCGUUCGACGAUCUGACAUCCUCCGAAGAUAACUAUGCAGCUCUGGAAGCCUUCUACGAGAAGUUCCCUGAGUACCUCGACCAUGACCUAUUCAUAUCCGGCGAAUCUUACGCUGGGAUUUAUGUGCCUUAUCUGGCCUGGCAGGUCAUUCAGAACGGUUUAAAGUACAAUUUGAAGGGAAUCAUUGUAGGAAACGGUGUUACCAACUACACUUAUGACACUGGCAAGGCUUAUGGAGGAACUGCCUUCUGGCAUAACCUCUACAGUCUUGAAAUGCUUGACGAAAUCAAAGAAAAUCACUGUACGUGGCUUAAUAUCGAUGGGGUUAAGCCUGGAAAAGAGAAUGAAGAAGCAUGCACUAAUCUCUACUAUAAGUUCCGUUCUCUUGUGAGUGAAAUUAAUAUCUAUGAUGUUUACAGAAAAUGUUAUACAGAUGAUGACAUAGAUAGGUUAGGAACAACUAUGAUUAACGGAGAGCUUAAAACUUACAAAAGAGGAAUGACUGCUAGAGAAUACACCCCAUUUGCUUUUGAUGAUGACCAUAUUGAUGAAUCUCUCAGACUCAACCCUCCAUGCGUCUAUGGUUCAGGACCAACUGAUUAUCUCAAUAGACAAGACGUUAGAGAUGCUCUUAAUGUCGAAACUGAUCAACCAUGGGAACUCUGUGUUGGAGCUGAAAGGAUCAACUACAGUAGAGGAGAAAAAGCAUCAUACUGGAUCUAUCCAACUCUCUUCGAGAACAAUAUCAGAGUAUUGCACUUCUCAGGAAAUGCAGAUGGUUCAGUUCCAACUCAAGGAACAAGAGACUGGAUUCACUCAUUAAACCUUCCAAAAGCUAGAGAUUUCGGACCAUUCUAUAUUGAAGACAAGCAAGUCGGAGGAUUUGUCGAGUACUUCGAAGGAAUUACUUUCGCUGCUAUAACUGGAAUUGGACAUAUGGCUGCUCAGUGGUCUCCAGUUGCCACCAAGCAUGUUGUAUAUCAAUUUAUCAAAGAUUUACCAAUAGAUGGUAAUGACAAUUAUGCUUCUGUGACCGCUUAAUUCUAAUUCUUCCUCUUAAGAUCUGAUGAACAUA
Moneuplotes crassus is the source of this 1494-nucleotide messenger RNA. The record is from the annotation of a GenBank genome assembly. Lineage: Eukaryota; Ciliophora; Spirotrichea; Euplotida; Euplotidae.